This is a messenger RNA of Mytilinidion resinicola, 2991 nucleotides long. RefSeq names its product kinesin light chain. The record is from RefSeq and is a predicted model, not a curated record. The transcript has 2 exons. Gene Ontology annotation, molecular function: ADP binding; protein binding; ATP hydrolysis activity. The coding region runs from base 53 to 2929 and encodes 958 amino acids. Gene Ontology annotation, cellular component: kinesin complex. NCBI's taxonomy places the organism in Eukaryota, Fungi, Ascomycota, Dothideomycetes, Mytilinidiales, Mytilinidiaceae.
UCCCUCCGAAUUACCUGCAAAUUGCCCGCUCUCUUGAACUAUCGUUGUUGCGAUGCGACUCCUUUACUUUGAUGGUUCCGGGCGACUCGCCUGGACAAAUUUCAGCCAGAAAACAAUUCCGCCAUAUGCUAUUCUUUCUCACACCUGGGGCGAUGACGAGUUUCUCUUCGAAGAUCUGGCAAAUGGCACUGGACAUGGCAAGGCUGGCUAUGAAAAGAUUCUGUUCUGCGGCGAACAAGCGGCUCGUGACCAUAUACAGUACUUCUGGGUCGACACUUGUUGUAUUGACAAAUGGAAUCUCCGCGAGCUCUCAAACGCAAUAAACUCCAUGUUCCGGUGGUACAAGAAUGCAGCAAGAUGCUACACUUUCCUCUCGGAUGUGUCGACGCCUAUGGCAGAUGCACAUCUGCACGAGAGUACAUGGGAAGCAUCCUUUCGAAAGAGUAGAUGGUUUACUCGAGGCUGGACGCUUCAAGAACUCCUAGCUCCAGCAUCAAUCGAGUUCUUUUCCUCAGAUCGUCAGCGACUCGGGGACAAAGACUCCCUCGAGCAGCAGAUCUAUGAGAUUACUCGCAUCCCGGUUACAGUGUUACGGGGCGAUCCUCUCGACAAAGUUAGCGUUCCCGAGCGAAUGGCAUGGAUGGCGGGCCGCCAGACAACGCAAGAAGAAGAUAUGGCGUACUCUUUAAUUGGAAUUUUCGGUGUGUCCAUGGAGUUUAGAUACGGCGAAGGAAUAGAGAGAGCACAGGAGCGACUCCAGGAGGAAAUGGAGAAAGCUAACACCGCGCCGUUUAUCGUACCAUUUGACCAAAACGCUCGAUUUACUGGUCGCGAAUCGCAACUGGCCGAGCUGGAAGGAAAGCUCUUCGUCGGAGCAUCAACUACAAAGGUCGCAAUUACAGGCCCGGGUGGGAUAGGCAAAACACAGCUAGCGCUGGAGUUGGCGUACAGAAUCAGACUAGAGCUUAAGAGCUGCUCAGUCUUCUGGAUAUCUACAAGCGAUGAGGAGAGCCUCUAUCAAUCGUAUGCGCACAUUGCUCGACGGCUUAAUAUUCUAAAUGAGAAGGCAGAUGUCAGGAAGCUGGUACAAAUCCACUUAAGCAACAAGAGCGCAGGGCACUGGCUCCUUAUUUUUGACAACAUGAACGAGGCUCAGGCAGUCGGCCUAAUGGAGUUCCUACCAAGCUCUGCGCAGGGGGCUAUUGUCUUCACAACAACUGACAGGGAGACAGCAGCAAAACUGGCACCACGAAGUAUUGUAGAGUUGCCAGAGAUGGAACAGGACAUGGCUCGAAGAAUGCUGGAGACGUGUUUGGUCAACCCGGUGAAUGAGAAAGAGAAGGUAGACCUCUUGCUGAAACGGCUGGAGUACCUCCCUCUAGCUAUUGUGCAUGCAGCAGCCUACGUCAACGUCAACAAAACAACGCUUCAAGAAUAUCUAUCACUACUAGCUAAGAAAAGGGAGGGGUCAGUUGAACCUCUUUAUCGGAAAUCUGAGAACAUAAUAGCUGCAACCUGGCUUAUUUCGUUCAAGCAGAUUCGUCGCCACGAUGCUUUGGCAGCUAAGUAUCUACUCUUUAUGGCGUGUGUGAACCGAAGCGAUAUUCCGCUUGCUCUUCUCCCGGCAGCCUCAUCGCAUGAGCAGGGAAGACAUGCAGUAGGAACCCUCAACAAUUACUCAUUUGUCACCAAACGAACGGCUGAAUCGGCGCUGGACAUCCAUCGACUAGUGCAUAUCUCGACACGCAACUGGCUUAGAAAAGAGGGAUUGCUGAGUCAACAAAGUCAAAUAGCGAUCAGGCGUCUGCUUGUGGUGUUCCCACACAAUAAUCAUGGGAACAGAAGCAAGUGGAGACGAUUGCUUCCGCAUGCUACGUUUGCUCUGUCAUCUGGCCUCACUGGACAAGAGCAUAGUCAUGAGAGUAGAAACAAGUGGAGACGAUUGCUUCGGCAUGCUAAGUUCGCUCUGUCAUCUGGCCCCCCCAGAAAAGAGUUGGGAUGGAGAUGUGCCACUGCCUUGUACAAUGACGGGCGGUGGAAGGAGGCUGAAGAGCUGUUUGUGCAAGUGAUGGAGACGAGUUCGAGGGUGCUUGGGGACGAGCAUCCAGACACACUGACCAGCAUGGCCAACCUAGCGUCGACAUAUACGAAUCAAGGCCGGUGGAAGGAGGCCGAGGAGCUGUUUGUGCAAGUGAUGGAGACGAGGAAGAGGGUGCUUAGGGACGAGCAUCCUUCCACACUGACCAGCAUGGUUAACCUGGCGUCGACGUACAGGAAUCAAGGCCGGUGGAAGGAGGCUGAAGAGCUAAAUGUGCAAGUAAUGGAGACGAGAAAGAGGGUGCUUGGGGAGGAGCAUCCUUCCACGCUGAGCAGCAUGGCCAACCUAGCGUCGACGUACUGGAAUCAAGGGCGGUGGAAGGAGGCCGAAGAGCUAAACGUGCAAGCAAUGGAGACGACAAAGAGGGUGCUUAGGGAGGAGCAUCCAGACACGCUAACUAGCAUAGCCAACCUAGCAUCAACGUACAGGAGUCAAGAGCGGUGGAAGGAGGCCGAAGAGCUGUUUGUGCAAGUGAUAGAGACGAGAAAGAGGGUGCUUGGGGAGGAGCAUCCUUCCACGCUGAGCAGCAUGGCCAACCUAGCGUCGACGUACUGGAAUCAAGGCCGGUGGAAGGAGGCUGAAGAGCUGUUUAUACAAGUAAUAGAGACGACAAAGAGGGUGCUUGGGGAGGAGCAUCCUUCCACGCUGAGCAGCAUGAGCAACCUGGCGCAUACAUGGAAGUCCCAGAGCCAAAACACAGAGGCUAUCUUACUAAUGAAAAAGUGCGUUAAGCUACGGGGAAAGAUCCUUGGCCCCCUACAUCCUGAUACGGAGUCUUCGCUUAAUUUUCUAAAUAUGUGGCAGAUGGAUGACCUGGAGCUAGGUACUUAGAGCUACGCUAAUUUUUAAGAAUACAAAAUUAGUGCGAAUGCAAAAUAGUUUAUUGUGUAAGC